CCAGGGGUGAAAGAUGGAAGCUGGACUGUGCUGCAGCUUGUGGAAGCCCUGGGCUCUUGCCUGGAGAACACAGAUCCUCGGACGCGAGGGCGUGGCAUCCAGCUGCUGUCACAAGUCCUGCUCCAGUGUUACUCCCUGCUCCAGGAGAAGGAAGUGCUGCACCUGGUCCUGUUCUAUGAGAAUCGGCUGCAAGAUCAUCACCUCGUGAUCCCCUCGGUGCUCCAGGGACUCCGAGCACUGAGCAUGUGUGAGGUGCUGUCCCCGGGGCUAGCAGUGUCUGUGCUCAAAGCUAUCUUCCAGGAGGUACACGUGCAGUCCCUGAUGCAGCUGGACCGCCACACAGUCUACAGCAUCAUCACCAACUUCAUGGGCACCAGGGAGGAAGAGCUGAAGGGCCUGGGUGCCGACUUCACGUUUGGCUUUAUCCAGGUGAUGGACGGGGAGAAGGAUCCCCGCAACCUGCUGGUGGCCUUCCAGAUCGUGCAUGAUCUCAUUACCAAGAACUACACCCUGGGUCCCUUUGUGGAGGAGCUGUUUGAAGUGACAUCCUGCUACUUCCCCAUUGAUUUUACUCCACCCCCCAAUGACCCUCACGGCAUCCAGAGAGAAGACCUGAUCCUCAGCCUCCGGGCCGUACUGGCCUCCACACCCCAAUUUGCUGAGUUCCUGCUCCCUCUGCUCAUUGAGAAGAUGGACUCAGACCUGCAAAGUGCCAAGCUUGACUCCCUGCAGACUCUGACUGCCUGCUGUGCCAUCUACGGGCAGAAGGAGCUGCAGGAAUUCCUCCCCAGCCUCUGGUCGUCCCUGCGCAGGGAGGUGUUCCAGACAGCAAGUGAGAAGGUCGAGGCGGAGUGCCUGGCCGCACUGCACAGCCUCUCUGCCUGCCUCUCCCGCUCCGUGCUCAGCUCUGACACCGAGGACCUGCUGGAUUCCUUCCUUGGCAGCAUCCUGCAAGAUUGCAGGCACCAUCUGUGCGAGCCCGACAUGAAGCUGGUGUGGCCAAGUGCCAAACUCCUGCAGGCAGCAGCAGGUGCCUCCCUCCGUGCCUACCACCGCGUCACCCGCAGCGUCCUGCCCCUGCUGCUGGAGCAGUACACCAAGCACCCGCAGAGCAGCCAGAGGAGGACAAUCUUGGAAAUGCUGCUGGGCUUCCUGGAGUUGCAGCAGAAGUGGGGACAUGUGGAAGAAGAUGAGAGCACUCUGCUGUCACUCCGAGCCCCGAUUUGCUCUGUGGUAUUCUCGGCGCUGACGGAUCCCAGUGUGCAGCUGCAGCUCGUCGGGAUCAGGGCACUGAUUGUCCUGGGCUCCCUGCAAGGCUUCCUGUCUCCCUCUGACCUGGAGCUGGUUGUGGAUCACCUCAUCCGUCUCGCUCUGCAUGAGGAGGAUUCCCAGAGCAGCGAAGCAGCGAUGGAGGCAGCUGGAUCUCUGGCCCCCCUCUACCCAAAGGUUUUCUCUGGACGCAUGGUACCCAGGCUUGAAGAGGAGCUGCAGUCAGAGCGGGAGGAGGAGAGCUCCCGCGACCACUGCUCCCUGCAGCAGCGCUGCCUGCAGGCCCUGGCAGCCGUGUCUAUCCACACCAGCAUCGUGAGGGAGACUGUCCCUGUCCUGCUGCAGCAUCUCCGGAAGGUGCAGAAAGGGAGCAAGGCCAGGAACACCCAGGACGUGGUCUCUGUGUGCCAGAGCCUGCACCGUGUGGCCCUGCAGUGCCAGCAGGAUGCGGAGGGUUGCUGGUACUACCACCAGACAGUGGUGCCCUGCCUGCUGGCCAUGGCUGUACAGGCUGCCACGCAAGAGAGCACCCACCCGCUGCUGGGCAAGGCACUGCUGGAGGAAGAGGUGCUGGCUGCCAUGGUCCCCGUCAUCAGCGCUGCCACCACUCACCUGAGCCCUGAGCUGGCUGCCCAGAGCGUCUCUCACGUGGUGCCCCUCUUCCUGGACGGGGAGGUCUCCUUCCUGCCCCAGAACAGUUUUCCCUGCUCCUUCCAGCCCUUCGAGGAUGGGGAGUGCUUGGAGGCACAGAGACGUCUGGUCGUCCUCCUCAUGGCCUUCGUCUGCUCCUUGCCCCGCAAUGUGGCAAUUCCUCAGCAGGAACGGCUGCUCCGGGAGCUGCUGGCGCUGAGCUGCUCCUGCAACUGCCCCUUCACAGCCACCACAGCUGCCAAGUGCUUCGCAGGGCUGGUGAACAAGCACCCGGCGGGGCAGCAGCUGGAUGAGAUCCUGCAGCUUGCAGUGAACAGGAUGGAGCCCGGCCUUGCGGAGGGGCCCCGCCGAACACAGGCACUCACCCUGCUGCUCUGGGUGACCAAAGCCCUGGUGCUGCGCUACCACCCCCUGAGCUCCCGCCUGACGGACAAGCUGCUGGGCCUGCUGGGCGACGUGGAGCUGGGCCCCGCUGCGGCCGAUGGCUUCUCCCUGCUCAUGGCCGAGUCCCCGGACGUGCUGCACAAGGACUGCCACGCUGACGUGCGCAUCAUGUUCCGCCAGCGCUUCUUCACUGACAACGUCCCCAAGCUGGUGCAGGGCUUCCACGGGGCUGGCCCCGACGUGAAAGCCAAUUACCUGAAGGGCCUGUCCCAUGUGCUCAACCACCUCCCCAAGCCCGUGCUGGUGACGGAGCUGCCCACGGUGAGAGCCAGCCUUGGCAGGGGGGAUUGUGGCAGUGCAGAGUGCACGGCUGGGAGUUACUCAUGUCUCCUGUGUCCUCCCCACCCGCAGCUGCUCUCCCUCCUGCUUGAGGCUUUGUCCUGCUCGGACCGCGUGGUGCAGCUCUCCACGCUGAGCUGCCUCCAGCCCCUGCUGCUCGAAGCUCCCCAGAUCAUGAGCCUGCACGUCGACACACUGGUCACCAAGUUCCUCAGCCUCGCCUCCAGCCCCACCAUGGCUGUCCGCAUUGCUGCCCUGCGCUGUGCCUAUGCGCUUACCAGCCUGCCCACAACAGUGCUGCUCCCGUACAAGGCCCGAGUUAUCCGGGCGCUGGCCAAGCCUUUGGAUGACAAGAAGAGGCUGGUGCGGAAGGAGGCGGUGGCAGCACGGGGGGAAUGGUUCCUGCUGGGGAGCCCGGGCAGGUGAACGCCCUGCAUCCCCUCCCUGUGCUGACCGACAAUCUGACCGGGCCCCCGCUAACCCAUCCAACCGAUGCCACAGACCCUUGGAGCCCAGUACUGCCCCGAGUGUCGGGGCUGGAGCAUGGGGGCCGGCAGACAGCACCCCUCACUGCGGCACCUUCCCG
Messenger RNA from Aptenodytes forsteri (emperor penguin), 3229 nucleotides. RefSeq names its product MMS19 homolog, cytosolic iron-sulfur assembly component (gene MMS19). The record is from RefSeq and is a predicted model, not a curated record. Gene Ontology annotation, cellular component: cytosolic [4Fe-4S] assembly targeting complex; MMXD complex. Gene Ontology annotation, biological process: iron-sulfur cluster assembly. The transcript is spliced from 29 exons. NCBI's taxonomy places the organism in Eukaryota, Metazoa, Chordata, Aves, Sphenisciformes, Spheniscidae. Bases 244 to 3069 code for a protein of 941 amino acids.